ACAAUAAGCAGCAAGAGUAAAGUUCCAAUCUUUAAAAUAAUGAAGUCGCCAGAAGUGAGAAGAAGUCCAGCCGUUUGCAAAAAGUCUCUGGCAUUCUAUUCAUCGGUGGAAGGAAAAUCACCUUCACUUCAUUUCACCAUGCACAGAAGUGAAUUCCAAGGCAGCGAACCCAAUACUACUCAAUGGGAAUCGUUGUGCUCUCUGAAAUUUUGGACUCCAUAUACAAAGAAAAAACACGUGUGGCAUUCAUGUCGUCUGAGAAUGGUGAAACCUCUUCAGAAGAAGAUCUGGCAUAUAAAAUGGACAAGUGGAUGCUCAUCACCGUUAGUUGACCGAAAACAUUCUGAAUAUGAACGCCUUAUACUUGUAUACUAUCCUAACCUCUCUCCUUGUGAGUAAGGUCAAGUCCUUUGACAACCUUGAUGAAAUAAUUCGGAAUGAAGACAAGAACCUAAUUCAUUCUUACAAGAAUCCCCUCACUCCUUCGAAACGAAGUACGCCAUGGUCAAGAUCCAUGGACAUGGAAACCACCCUGAUCCGGAACAUUUUGACUACCUUAGAUCAUGGCCCAAAUGAAAUAAAUGCCACCGAAAUUAUGAAUGUCAUUCAAGAGCGAUUGCAUCAUUUUUCGAACCGGAGCAAAAGACAAACUGAGAAUGACCCUUCAUUCACAUUCGUUUGUUCGCAUCAAAAGUUUCAACCCAAAAUCAGAUGCGACCCCAAAUACCCCUUUCGAAGCAUCAACGGCCAAUGCAACAAUUUAAUCCAACCGGACUGGGGUUCUAUCAACCAGCCCAUGGAGAGGUUGGUCCCUAAUGCUUACGGUGAUGGUAUUGGCGUGCCAAGGGGUGGAUUGAGCUCCAGUAAAAGGCCAAGCCAAUUUGCCCGGCCAGAGACUUCUUGCUUGAAAGUGAAUCAUGGAAGUCCACUACCUAACCCGAGGUUGAUAUCGACAACUUUUCAUCCUGAUUCUAAAGAGGACAGCGGGACCAAUACGUUAAUGGUAAUGCAAUUUGGGCAAUACCUUGAUCAUGACAUCACUUUCACGGUGGAAUCCUUCCAUCAACGGGAUUGCUGUGAGGAUCCAAGUCAGAGGGAAUGUUUUCCCAUCUAUAUUCCCGCGCAGGAUCCUUUCUUUGGACCGGGCAAAGCAAAUCGAAGAACGUGCAUCAAUUUUGCUCGUUCCACACAUCACUGUCCGAUUCCGAGCAAGCCCGUGGAACAGAUGAACACCCUCACGGCAUUUGUUGACGCCUCACAUACAUAUGGGUCAUUUCAAGCUGAGGCCGAAAAGUUGAGGACUUUUGUCCAUGGAUUACUCCGAACUUCCAGGAGAAGCCUUCAAGGCAAAGAGAUGCUUCCAGUGGAUUCCGAGGGUCAUUUUUUUUCGGGAGAUAUCCGUGGAACUGAGAUGCCAGGCUUAGCUUCAGUUCAUACAAUGUUCAUUCGAGAGCACAAUCGAAUUGCAAGGGAACUCGGAGAUCUUAAUCCUCGUUUUUCAGACGAAGAACUCUUUCAACGAACUCGGCAGAUUGUUGUUGCUCAGUGGCAAAACAUCGUUUAUGGAGAGUACUUACCUAUUAUCUUGGGACCACGGUUGAUUGCGAAAUUCCGACUUGGAAUGGGUCGGUCCAAAUACAAUCCCAAAACCAAUCCCACGAUUACUAAUGCAUUUGCCACAGCGGCUUUUCGCUUCGGCCACAGCCAAAUCCAAAGCUUGAUUCAAAUGAUGUCGGGACUCGGGAACGUGACCAAGACCUACCGACUCCGCGAUCAUUUUUUCGAUAUGAGCAAUUACUUGGAAAAUAAUGGGGAAGGAAUGGAACAACUUUUACAAGGGAUGAUAUCUCAAAAAGCUGCAGAGGACGACCGCUUUGUCACUGGCGACGUUACCAAUUUCUUGUUCCCAGGCAUCGACCUGGUUGCCAGAAACGUUCAACGAGGGCGUGACCACGGGCUACCUGGGUAUAACCGGUACAGAGAUCUCUGUGGAUUAGAAAAAGCCUGUUCUUGGAUUGAAGUCCCAUCUGGUAUGUCUCAGGAAAAUUGGAAACGCCUCAGCCAGAUCUACGCCAGUCCCAAUGACAUUGAUCUAUUUGUAGCGGGAUUGGCAGAAAACAACCUGGACGGGGGGGCUGUUGGGCCAACGUUCGCUUGUAUUUUGGCGCGACAGUUUCAAAACCUAAAAUUCGGCGAUCGAUUCUUUUUCUCCCACAUCCCCGGCAAAGAUGUGACAAAUCACCUCUCUCCGGCCCAGUUCAAAGCCAUUCGUAGACGGACUUUGAGAGACAUUUUGUGCCAAAACACGAAUAUUCCAUUGGCUCAAGAAAAUCUCUUUAAAGCCAACCAGAGGGUUUUCUCUUGCAGACAUAUCAACAAAUUGGAUCUAAGACUAUUUUCUUUGUGAACCGCACUUUAACUAACAUCACUUUUCCCCUCGUACCUGAUCGUUUGCUUAUGAAUACUAAUCUGUUGUUGCAAGCUUAUUCUAGCUUUCAAACUAUUAACCCUUUGACCAUAGCUUUAUUGUUUUAAAAAGAAAUAAAACCAAUACCAGACAAACUGCCAAACGUAUUUCUUUUGUUGCCAAUGUGAUCGUACCGUAGUGACAAAUAAUUUAAACCAAUAAUUUUAGUCGAUUCAUAUACGUUGGCCUCUGUAUGACACCAUU
Molecule: messenger RNA, 2671 nt
Organism: Tigriopus californicus
Lineage: Eukaryota; Metazoa; Arthropoda; Copepoda; Harpacticoida; Harpacticidae
Product: chorion peroxidase-like
Exons: 3
Coding region: 350-2407 (685 amino acids)
Biological process (GO): response to oxidative stress
Molecular function (GO): heme binding; peroxidase activity
Source: RefSeq, a predicted model, not a curated record